AUGACGCAGUCGGACAAGACAAAAAGCCACUGGCGCGUAUUGCGCAAUGCAAUUGUACGGUCAACAUCUAAUGAUACAUCAUCAUCAUCAGUCGAUAUAACGAGGACUACAGCAUCUUCUAUUGCCACCGAUUUUUUCCCGCUGUGUCCAGUGUCUUUUGUUGACACAGUAAAGGUCUCAAUGCACACACCUGCAAAAGAUAAUUUCGCGUGGAUGAUGUACAACUUAUCAGCAGCAAUAGAGAGUGAGACGGAAAGAUCGAUAACUGUCGUCGUACAUGAAAAGCGAAAGGACGUCAAAUUUGUGCCUAUUUCGGAGCUGCAGAGUCAUCAAAUGAACAACGGCGUGGACAAUACGGGCAACAUUCGCACGUGGCCGUCCGAACAGAUUUUAUUAUCAUACAUAAUCUCAAGUGGCAUUCUUUCGCAGAUACAAAGCGUAGGUAGACCGGAAUUGCCUGUAUCAUGUUGUGAACUAGGAAGCGGUAUGGCAGGUCUUGCAUCCUUGGGGCUACUAGCUUGUGCACCUGUCGACUUUGAGCGCGUUGUAAUAACGGACGGUAAUUUGCUAUGUGUGAAUAAUUUGCAGCUAUGCGUUGCAGAGAAUCAGAGACAAAAUACUUUCCCUGCUCGUGUAAACAACACGAAAAUCACAGCGGAGCUUCUGCGCUGGGAUCGCAAUGCCACUUUACGCAAGGAUUUGCAGCAACAAUUUGAUCUUGUCUUCGCAAGUGACUGUUUAUUCUUCGAAGAGUUUCAUGAAGACCUCGCACAUACCAUUAAAAACCUAUUACGUCGCGGCUCGGGUCGCUGUCUCCUCUUGCAGCCAAGUCGCAGCGGCUCGUUAGACCGCUUUUGUGUCAUUGCUAAACAAUAUGGUUUUACCACUACACAGUCCAAAGAUUUUGACCCAACAAUCGUAGAAAAACACCAAGAGUAUCAACAAACGCGACCAGAUUACGUGCCCGAUGUACAUUUCCCUGUCCUGCUCACGUUGACGUUAAAUAUAUAA
Molecule: messenger RNA, 1011 nt
Organism: Plasmopara halstedii
Lineage: Eukaryota; Oomycota; Peronosporomycetes; Peronosporales; Peronosporaceae
Exons: 1
Coding region: 1-1011 (336 amino acids)
Cellular component (GO): cytoplasm
Molecular function (GO): calmodulin-lysine N-methyltransferase activity
Source: RefSeq, a predicted model, not a curated record